ACCAUGGCAACAUGUUAGCUUGACAUGCCCCGGGAAGCUACGCGUAGUGAGACGUAAAGAGCAUUCAGGGUAGUUUGCUACGAGUUUAUGACUAGUUACUUGCUUACUGGGUUUCGUAAUAUAAUUUCAAUUAACUGGACAAAGUUAUCUAGUUGUUCUUUCCUCUGGAAGAAACAGGAAAUGGCCUUACUUCAGUGGGAAGCGCUAUCGCAGCAACAAGUCGCAGAUCUACUGCACGGGACGGCGGAGGACGUUCAGUCGGAGCUGACGAGGAUCCUGGGUUUUAACAGUCACCAGACAUGUAUGAAGGAGGCUGCUCUUCUGGACUACUAUGUGCGCGGGUUCUGGUGGGCUAAAGAGGCCGGACUCACACCUACACAGGUCUCCUUUACCAUGGCGGUCCUACACGUGCUCCUGGACAACAUCCGAGAGAAACAGAUGGGGUUAGUGGAGAACAUGAUGGAGUUUGCUAAAGCCCUAGCUCCUGCAUGCCAGAGCCCAGCAUCAGAGGAAAACGCCAGCUCGCGUUUUACCACAGAAGAAGCCACAGCGCUCAUAAGCUACGUCAAGAAUAGUUUGUUUCAGAAAUACAGACUCUACGAACUUCUCCUCAGCACACCCAGAGAGGAGAUGCUGACCAGCAUGGAGAGGACAAUCGAGGUGUUCGGCUGCCAGGAUGCCCUCAGCCCACUGGAGGAAGGCAUUUCCACUCACCUCUGCUCUGAUAUUCACAAGAACGAAGAGGCCCAGGUCAGCGACAGCCUCCAGCCUGAAGAGGAAGAGCCUUUUGUCAGACCAGAGUGAAGGGAGUACUGUUCAAAUUAAAUUAAGUCUCAUCAACUUAUUUUCUACUGCAGUCUGACCCUGAGUGGUUUCCACUGUAUGUAAUAAAUAGUUGUCAAGUGCCCUCUUCUGGCAAAUAAUAUUCACUGCAGAUCCACCUGCAUGAUGAUAUGGUAGCGCUCAGGUAUGGAAAGACUUUUUGAAGCUAGGGACCAGUCAGUCAGGUGACUAGGUGACGCUGGAUAAUAGGAACUAACCACACCCACACCAUAACAGCAUUAUGGGCUUCAAAAAAAUGGGGUUUAGUCACGUUUUGCCUGAAAUAUGUAAUGAAGCUUAAUUUUUCAUUAGGAUAUGUGGACCUUUCUUUAUAUAAAUAAAUAUAAUAUAACUGUUUAAAACAUAAUUUGACGUAUCUAAAGCCACUGCAUUAGUUCAGCAGACAGUUGAUUAUCAUUGGUUGAUGCACAUGUAAUUGUACACUAGAUGGCAUCAUUCAUCUGCCACAGUUUCCGUCCACAUCUCACCUUUUUGUUCCACAGCAUAGAUCUGGAUGAUCUAUGAAUAGUAAUAGUAAAUUAAUAGAUCAACUACAUCAACCCUACUGGAGUAAGUUCUGAAAGGUUUCAAAUCAAAGCUAAAGUCACGUUUUUGGGCUGUAGCCUUAAUUCAAUAGAGAGGGUAUCUGUUAAACAACCAGUCGUCAAGUGACACAUAAAAGGCAGGUGAGGGUUCUGUUACUGGUCAUGAGCACUAAACUACUGUAACAACCAACGGUAGCAAUCAGUGAUCUGUGAAGGGGAGAACAGUGGGCCUCUGUACCCGGCCUGCCCGUUCCUGUUGUUGUGGGGUGGGAGUUUCCAGCUAUACAGCUCAGGGGAAGCACCACAGGAUGUCCUUUUCCUCAUUCCUCAAGGAUAGAAUGACUCUGUGUACACGUGUGUUACGAUGUGUAAAAUUACAUAGGCAAAAUGUUUGUACCGUUUCGUGAUUGACUGCUUUCCAUCAGCUCCACGUGACACGUGACCCGAAUCACACCCAGGCUUAAUAAAUAUGAAAUAAUAUUUACUGUCACUUUGACAUGUUGUAUGAUAUAUAUUUUACAUUAUUGGAUUGUUUAUAAUUCUGUCAUCUAAUUCUCCAUCUCUGUCUGCCAUAGAGUGAUUGUGUUCCCUAAAAUAAAAGAUGAGUAAGUAUAAGA
This is a messenger RNA of Betta splendens (Siamese fighting fish), 1984 nucleotides long. RefSeq names its product ciliary associated calcium binding coiled-coil 1 (gene cabcoco1). The transcript has 6 exons. The record is from RefSeq and is a predicted model, not a curated record. The coding region runs from base 88 to 804 and encodes 238 amino acids. NCBI's taxonomy places the organism in Eukaryota, Metazoa, Chordata, Actinopteri, Anabantiformes, Osphronemidae.